Molecule: messenger RNA, 435 nt
Organism: Gongylonema pulchrum
Lineage: Eukaryota; Metazoa; Nematoda; Chromadorea; Rhabditida; Gongylonematidae
Source: the annotation of a GenBank genome assembly
AUGUGGCUUUUUCCAUUUCUUUUGUUUUGCUCCGUGCAAGCAGCUCUUCCAAAUUAUCCGGAUUGUGAAGCAAAACCGGCUUUGCAGGAUUCGAUUGGGAAAAAAAAAUUUGUGAUUGAUGAUUACCGCAACGCAAAGAUAGCGGCGGAAGCGGAAAAACUAUCCGGACAGGAAUUAGUUGAUUACGUUAACUCACAUCAAACUUUGUGGAAGGCUGAAAUAAAUAAAUUUAAUUCAUAUGAAGAUCACGUUAAAUAUGGUUUGCUUGGAGUAAAAAAAUCAAAAUUACCAGCCGACAACAAGGUGUAUUCAUCACCAGCACAAUACGUCAACGCUUGCAUACCGAAAUCAUUUGAUGCCCGAGAAGCUUGGCCAGAAUGCAUAUUAUCAAUAGGCAACAUUCGAGAUCAAUCUGCAUGCGGCAAGUUGCAAUGA